GUAAGUGUGACGACAGUACUUACAUUUCUUGCCUGUUUUCCACUACUCCUCUUGUGCUCAUUAUCUUCAAGAUAAAUUAUAAUUCCUUUCUGACUUGAUUUCUCUUCAAAACUUGUCUGGUGUCUGCAGUACYGUGUGUCUGCUGCUUACUCAUACACGAUAACAGAACCCACUGCUCUGUGAUUUGUGGUGAAAAACUGCAUUCAAGGCUUUUUGAUGCUUAGCACUGCUGUGACAACCAGGUUUUGAUCACACUGCUAAACAUCUGCCUAGAGAAGCUGUCACUGAAGGUAACUCUCCUUUCAUAAAAAGACAGAAAAGUAUUGUGCAGCUAAGCAAUUGGAUGUAACCUUAAUUCAAAACCAGGGUGUAUGUUUUCAAACCCAGGAUCUGUUCUUUGCUGAGUUUAGGUAUAGUUUUUCUGCACUUGACUAUGAAGAGAAUAUGUUUAUCUUCCUUAAAGAAAAAAAAAAAAAAGGAACCAAGCUAAAACAAGUUCCUGCCUGAGGAGAACCACAGCAGAGUAAUAGCCUGGCUCUCACUAAAUUUAGAAAUAUGAUGGGGUGCAUAGAUUUGAUCCUCUUAUCUGCCUUGCUCUCGGUUUCCAUGACAUCUGAAACAUUUGAUCCUAUGGAAGGUGAGGCUUUAGUUGUAAAAUGUCCCAAAUGGAGUUCAUCAGUGAAAGUCACCUGGUAUCGCAUGGAUACGAACAAAAUAAUUCCUGCAGAAGAGGAGGGAUCACGGGUAUUUUCCACAGAACGAUUUCUUUGGUUCCUGCCAACUUCCAGAGAGGAUUCUGGAAACUACACUUGUGUAACACAUUUUUCAAAUAAUCGCACRAAGUCAUACAACGUGAGUGUGCAAGUGCAUUCAUACAAGCCAGGAGAAUGUUUCCCAAAUCGGAUUCGUUACCCAAAUGACACUGGAAGAGGAAAAAUUGUUUGUCCUACCAUUGAUAACUAUAAGAAUGCUACUAUUGUCCAGUGGUAUAAGGACUGCAAACCCCUUCAGGGACAGAGGUUCUUCAAGAAAGAAAAAUAUAUUUAUAUUGAGAACCCAAGAAAGGAGGAUGAUGGUUACUACACUUGUCAAUUUAUUUAUACCCAUAAAGGAAAUGUGUUUAAUGUAUCAGCAACAAGAAUUUUCAUAAGUGAGGUAAAAUACUCACCUCUACCACCUCAAAUCAUAUUUCCAAAGAAUAAAGAGGUAAUAGAAGCGGAGCUUGGUGCUGCUUUGUCUCUGAAAUGUCAGGCCCGCCUGGGGAUUAAGAAACAGCCACUGGCUGCUGUCAGAUGGGAUGUGGAUAACAUCCCAGUGAAAAGCCUUGCUUGUUCAAGAUUUCGUGAAGAAACUCAUUUCAGUUUCGAAGGACAUGAGCACGUGUACUAUGAAGAGACCACUUUGAAUAUAACUGAAAUAAAAAAGGAGGAUCUGCAGUCAAAUUUCACGUGUAUAGCAUURAACACAAUGUACAACACAAGAGUCACAGUGACACUGCAACUCAGAGCACAAGCCAAGGCGGCUCUUCCUAAUGUCCUGUUGAUCGCAGGAUCUCUGGUUCUGCUAGGCACCAUAGCAAUCUCAGUUUUACUGUACCAGUCUUUCCGAGCUGAUAUUGUCCURUUGUACCGGGAAAUAUUCCAGCCCUACUCACUCAAGGAUGAUGGGAAGAUAUAUGAUGCAUAUGUUAUCUACCCCAAAAACCAUGCCAAUGAAGCUAACUUUGUGGAAUAUUUCGUUUACCAAAUCAUGCCAGAAAUUCUAGAAAAUAAAUGUGGAUAUAAAUUGUGUAUUUAUGGGAGAGAUAUAUAUCCUGGAGAAGAUGCAGCCAGUGCAGUCGAGAAGAGAAUGCAGAAGAGCAGGCGGCUGAUCAUCCUGCUGACACAGCAGCUGAUCCAUUCUAAGGAAGAUGCUUAUGAUCAGCACAUUGCUUUAUAUGAUGCCCUCAUUCAAAAYGGCCCAAAGGUGAUCCUUCUGGAAAUGGAGACAAUUGGGGCUUAYGGAAAUCUUCAGGAAUCUCUUCAGUUUAUUAUUAAGCAGCAAGGUACAAUCAAAUGGAAAGAGGAGCACACAGUGCACCCCCAGUCACCCAAUUCUAGGUUCUGGAAACAGGUGAGGUGCCAAAUGCCACUGACACGCAGGUCCUCGUGCUCGGCCAACACCAGGURAACAGUCCAGGAAAACUUCAGCACUAUCAGGAACUACUACAAGCCCACAACUCAUUUUCCUUUCAGAAGAUACAUGAUUGUGCAGUCUGGAAGUCUGGCUGGGUUUUUUGAAUGUUUUUCUGUCCUUCAAUUGAGUAAUAAUAAGGUAAUUUGAUGGAAGAGGUCUAGAAAAAUGAGGGAAGAUUUUACAGGUAUGAGAGUUCUGUAAAAAAAUAAUUCCAAAUGGUGUGGAGAAUUCUGCAUGUCACAGGAAACUAAAUAUACCUAUACUCUUUCUAUAUAUAGUUGUCUGUAUAAAAGAAAGUUAUGAUUGUGAAUAUCUGAAUGCCUUGCAGGUUUACUUCACCUUUCUAAUGCAGCUGAUAAAAUAGAAAUGCCUUUUGUAUAAUUUGACUAGAAAAUAUAAUGUGUAUUUUGCAACUAGAAAGUAUAAUGUUAUGCUUUUGUUAACUUUUUUUCCUGACACUUUUUUUUUUAUUUAAUGGGGAUACUCAUAAAAUGAAACUCUAUUUUUCCUUAAUGUGGAUGCCUCACUAAAGGCGCUUUUGACACUGACAUGAAUACAGCAUUGAAAAAAUGCAGUGUUAGGUGAAAUAAAUGCACUGAUAUAUGUAUUUCAUAUACAUUAUUAAGGAAAAAAUGCACUGAGGUAUUUUUAGGUAUUUUAUAUGCGUUUUAAAGUAUUUUAUGUAUCUAUUAAAAUGAAUCUCACACAAAGUUUACUGCUGUUACUGUAAUUAUUAUCUCCAGAUAGAACUAACAUAUUAAAAUGCGGGAUGUUCUUUUGAUAACAUUCCUUGAAGCUACUGAAAAAAUCCCGCUUUUUU
Molecule: messenger RNA, 2995 nt
Organism: Malurus melanocephalus (red-backed fairy wren)
Lineage: Eukaryota; Metazoa; Chordata; Aves; Passeriformes; Maluridae
Gene: IL33R
Product: interleukin 1 receptor like 1
Exons: 12
Coding region: 556-2322 (588 amino acids)
Biological process (GO): signal transduction
Molecular function (GO): interleukin-33 binding; interleukin-1 receptor activity; interleukin-33 receptor activity
Source: RefSeq, a predicted model, not a curated record